AUGGCGAUCCAUGCCGACUACCCUGGCCUGACGGUUGAGAUCUACGUCGACGGCAAACCACUUGAGGAAUACAAGAACCCGGAAGAGGAAGAUGUGCCUAAGACAACCAUGCGAUAUGUUGAGCUUGCUGCAGAUCGAACCAUAAAAACUCCUUCACGGAUUACAACUGUGAAGGAAAAAGAGCCUUUCGCUACGUUCCAGUUCAAGUACCGCUCGAUUGCCGCACUCAAAUCUCUCGGCAUCAUUCCACCCUCACCGAUCCCCUCGUUAGACCCGCAGCCGGAUCGAAUGCUGAACGAGGAACCACCUGCUACUACUCCACAACCAAAAACCGCCAGCAGCACACCCACUCCGUCCCAACAGGAUUCCAGCCAACCCAUUCUUACCGAACACGACGGACUCAGAGAUUCCGAAAUCAUUGCUCUCAUCAAGCACUACCGGGGCGACACCAAGGGACUGGCGGGUCAAAGCCGGAAGCGUCUACUGCUACUGCUCAAGCAUUACGAGGAAGAAGACGCGGAAAGCGUACAGAUCAAGCAAGAGCCCAUCUCGAAUGCAUCGCAGACGCGGAUCAAGCGCGAGUACGCUGAUGAUGGCGCUGCACGCGGACAGGGAAAGAAGCGCAAGCCUGAAGUCAUAGUCCUGGAUGAUUAA
Alternaria ventricosa is the source of this 654-nucleotide messenger RNA. RefSeq lists its product as uncharacterized. The record is from RefSeq and is a predicted model, not a curated record. The coding region runs from base 1 to 654 and encodes 217 amino acids. NCBI's taxonomy places the organism in Eukaryota, Fungi, Ascomycota, Dothideomycetes, Pleosporales, Pleosporaceae. The transcript is spliced from 4 exons.